UGACUCUGUACUUAUUUUCUGUGGCUGUCUGUUAAAUUGUAAGAUCAGCUUUUAUUGAUGCAUUAACAGAUAAAGUUAACAGGAUAGCAUGCGACGUGAACACAGAUGCCGGAUAUAAAGUGUGUGAUCGUCGGGGACGGGGCUGUGGGAAAAACAUGCCUUCUGAUCAGUUACACCACCGGUGCUUUUCCAAAGGUGAUUGUCCCCACUGUGUUUGAGAAUUUUUCUUCCAGUGAGACUGUUGAUGGGAAUACAGUGAACCUGAGACUAUGGGACACAUCAGGGGUGGAGGAAUAUGACAGGCUUCGACCACUUUCCUACCAUCAGACGGAUGUGGUUUUGAUCUGUUUCUCUCUUGUGAGUCCAGCCUCAUUUGAGAAGGUCAGUGAAAAGUGGUGUCCAGAGGUCAGACAUUUUUGCCCCAGUGCUCCGAUAGUUCUCAUUGGGGCUAAACUUGAUCUGAGAGACGACAAGGACACCAUUGAACAGCUGAAAAAGAAAAAACAAAACCCCAUCACAUACCCUGAAGGCCUGGCAAUGGCCAAAGAAAUAGGAGCUGUGAAGUACCUGGAGUGCUCAGCAUUAACACAGACUGGCAUUAAGACCGUAUUCGAUGAAGCCAUUCAUGCGGUUCAACACCGGUCCUCAGCGAAGAAAAGACAGAGAAAGUGUUUAAUCCUCUAAACUGAUUGAACACACACCAGCUGCAAUCUCAGAGCUGAUGGGAAGAGACUAUGAGAGGCCAUUCAGGAAAUAAUGCAUAUUGUAUGUAUUGUGUAAAAAUGCAUUGGUUUACAAGUAGAAUGCAUGCUUUAAUGACAAACCCAUUGGUUAUAUUUUUUUUGACCUAAUACACAUUUGAUUGUUAAUUUUUACAUCAGUUUGUUAUAUGUUGAAAUGUUCAAAUAUGUACUGCUAAGGAUACAUUGGUUUGCUAAUGGAGUUUAAUAUCACAAUUGCUUUAGUUGUCCAAAUAUUCUUUUACAUGAAAAUAAGGGUACCUAAUAGACAAAGUGCAUAACUUGCAUAUGAUAUACAAAAAUAAAUGAAUUAAAAGUCCACUGCCCUUUCCAUAAAGUAGUAUACUUCAAGUUUAUUUUAUUACGUAUACUUAAGUAAAGUUAAAGUAUACUUUACGUAGUAAGUAUGCAAAUAUCAGUGCACUAGUAGUAUACUAUUUAAUAGUAAAUGUACUAUUUCAAUACUCCUUGGGACUAAAUUGGCCCACUUUGUAGUAUAUAAAAGUAUACUUUUAAGUAUUUAAAGUAUUUAUUUUGUAAAUAGGAUACAGAAUCUCUAAGAUCAACCUUCAUCUUCCCACUUUAUUAAUGUCCUAAUUACUUUAUUAACGCUGUUACAUUAAGUAUUAAAACAAGUCCAGCUACGCUUAUAAUAACUAGAUCUGGCAACAUGGUGGAGUGGAGGCUGCACUUGCGCCAAGCUCCUUCACUCUUGCGUUUCGCAGCUGCUGCGAGUCAGCCACAUGACUUUAUUCAGCGACAUGAUUUUAAAUCAUUUUUCAUAUGUUUUAAAAUUUUAUUUUUGAAUGUGAAACAUUUACGGAGGUCUGGACCUCAUAGCUGGCUAUGGGCCUGGAUGUGUAAAGUGAAUGAGUGUAAACUAUAGCCUAUAUGAAUGAAAUGAGCGCAAAUCAAUAGCUGCGUUGGGGUCUAUGCGCAUCUCUCAGAAAUCAAAGCUUUGUCUGGAGUUAUAUCAGCUCGACAAAAAUAUCCUAAAAACGGUUCUAACUUCAAACCUUUUCGAAAUCCAACUGUAAAAAAAUGCAUUACAUUAGCCCUUUUUGAGAAUGGCAUUACAUUUAAUUAUACAAGACGAAGAAAAGCGAUGUUUGAUCAAGGCUUUUGGAGGGUCCAAAUGAUUUGUUGCGCUCUGUUGAUAAAAAACUCGUAAAUGAUCACAGACUCCCGCAACACAUGAUCUAAGUUACUAAGUUACACUUUCUUUCCAUUUCUAUUUUUUUUCAGGUUCUUUUUUUCUACUAGUGCUCUUAUUUAAGAUUGUGGAUGCUUGUCUCUUGUCAAAU
This is a messenger RNA of Onychostoma macrolepis, 2044 nucleotides long. RefSeq names its product ras-related C3 botulinum toxin substrate 1-like. The record is from RefSeq and is a predicted model, not a curated record. Gene Ontology annotation, biological process: small GTPase-mediated signal transduction; regulation of cell shape; actin filament organization. Gene Ontology annotation, cellular component: cell projection; cytoplasmic vesicle; cytoskeleton. Gene Ontology annotation, molecular function: protein kinase binding; GTP binding; GTPase activity. The transcript has a single exon. The coding region runs from base 106 to 684 and encodes 192 amino acids. NCBI's taxonomy places the organism in Eukaryota, Metazoa, Chordata, Actinopteri, Cypriniformes, Cyprinidae.